CCUGUUUAGAUACCAGAAAAAGAAAGCAUAAAGAGCAGCACCUCGGCUUCGAAAUAUGUUUUGUAGUUUGACAGAUCUUUGACGGUUUUAUCUUCAUAAUUUCUUAUCCCCUUGUAUCCCUAUUAUUCCGGUUUGCCUUACCUACCCGUUUCCAAUUAAAUCAAAGAUCAUCAUCUUCCCUGAUCAGCCACAGCAUCCCAAACGCCGAAAUGAACGGAGCAGCAUUCCCUUCCCCCACAUCAGAGAUGGCAGAAAUAAAUCGUAUUCAGUAUGAGCUGGACUACACUGAAGGAAUCAGCCAAAGGAUGCGCGUCCCAGAGAUGCUUAAAGUGGCCCCAGAAGCCUAUGAUGACCCCAUUACUCUGAGGUCUCAGAAUGUGCACUCCAGUGUCAUCAUGCAGGUCCCAGAUAGGAUUGUGGUCACUGGAGACAACAGUAAGAAAACAUUUUCUGGGACCAGAGACCUUGACUUCAUCCAGUCUACACCAUUUGACACCCUGUCACUAAAGACUCCACCCAGAGUGCUCACACUGAGUGACCGGCCCCUAGACUUCCUUGAGGAUGAACAACGGGCAGCACCAGACACUGAUGACACAAUGCGUCACCAAGGGAGAAUGAGACGUGAGCGUUCAGCCAGUGAAAACAUGUCCGUGCGUCCAAGUGGUCUAACACAUAAUGACUCUGCCCAGCCACCAUCACUGCGAGGGGGUACAGCUUCAGGCUCCAACCCCCUGCAUGAGUCCAGGCUUGCGCUGUCCACUUAUGAAGCCUCUUUUGAUGCCGGUACAGAUGACUUGACUAUGGUGGAUGCAGCAACGCUACGCAGACAGCUCAUCAAGUUGAACCGGAGACUGCAGCUGUUAGAAGAGGAGAACAAGGAGCGCGUGAAGCGAGAGAUGAUCCUAUACUCCAUCACUGUGGCUUUCUGGCUCGUCAAUACCUGGGUGUGGCUACGGCGCUAAUGCCUUUUGUGAGCUGACCACACCAAACAUCCAACUAUUUAAAAUGUACAGUUUUAUUUUUUUACUCCUUUUGUUCAUUCAGUUGAUUCCUAUUUUAUUUUUUAUACAUGUAUACUAUUCUUUGCUUUGGGCUAGAUUUGAAUUGUAAAUAUUUGCAUUGCGACACUGCUCUUCAGGAAGAACUUAGUCAAGAGAACAAUAAACCUAUACAAUAUACCCUA
Messenger RNA from Periophthalmus magnuspinnatus, 1183 nucleotides. RefSeq names its product mitochondrial fission factor a (gene mffa). Lineage: Eukaryota; Metazoa; Chordata; Actinopteri; Gobiiformes; Gobiidae. Bases 210 to 962 code for a protein of 250 amino acids. The record is from RefSeq and is a predicted model, not a curated record. Gene Ontology annotation, cellular component: mitochondrial outer membrane; peroxisome. Gene Ontology annotation, biological process: positive regulation of mitochondrial fission. The transcript is spliced from 7 exons.